UUCUGACAAUUCCCACAGCUAUAGCUCAGAGCUGACGUCAGAGUCAUCGGUCGCUCUAGUCACGUGGUGUCAGAACCCAGAGCGCAUCGAUGCGGCCCUAGUGUACGUGUGAGUGAGCGGGCGCCGGUCGGACAACAUGGCGGAUGACAAGGGCUCCUCAAAGCUGAAGGAUCUUGCCUUUCUGAAGGGUCAGAUAGAAGUUCUGCAGCGCAGGCUAGAAGAUGAGGUACAAGCCGGAGUGGCAAAAGAUGGUUCAUUUUUGAGCUCUCCAUUUCUGAAGGGAUUCCUGGCUGGAUACGUUGUUGCCAAACUGCGAACCUCUGCUGUUCUGGGAUUUGUGAUCGGAACCUGCAGUGGUAUUUAUGCAGCUCAGUCAUACGCUGUGCCAAAUGUUGAGAAAACCAUCAAAGACUACCUUAGCUCUCUGAGAAAGGGACCUGAUUAAACUGGACGGAGCUUACACUCCAUUCCCUGCUCCUCUCAUGUAUUAAGUGCUUUACUUGAACGAUAUAGUUAGAAUUAGGGACCUAUAACGUUGCACAUUCACUGUGUGCGCUGUUACAUGAACUGGAUGUAAGGUCUGUAAUACUCGGUAUACUCAGCAGGCCUGACAUCUGUUUACUUGCCUUUAUACAAAGCAGAAUGCAAUUCGGUUGAACAUUAUGGUGCGUGGAACAAUUCUCAGAGCAAAGAAGAUAACAUUAUUGGAACGGCUAAUACACUUGAGCUCCAUCAAUCGUAACUCGUGAUAUUUUAUGCUUGCAUGCAGUCCGAGUAGCAAAACUUGAUUUAUUUCUUUACCUGUUCGUAUUUGUCAAUGGUGUUUAUUUCUAGUGCAUAAGCAUUUUAUCCAGGUCUGUAUAUGAAAUAAAAUUUGGUACCAAAAACCACUGACCAAU
Xenopus laevis (African clawed frog) is the source of this 899-nucleotide messenger RNA. RefSeq names its product solute carrier family 35 member A4 S homeolog (gene slc35a4.S). The record is from RefSeq and is a predicted model, not a curated record. Lineage: Eukaryota; Metazoa; Chordata; Amphibia; Anura; Pipidae. Gene Ontology annotation, molecular function: pyrimidine nucleotide-sugar transmembrane transporter activity. The transcript is spliced from 3 exons. Gene Ontology annotation, biological process: pyrimidine nucleotide-sugar transmembrane transport. Bases 137 to 445 code for a protein of 102 amino acids. Gene Ontology annotation, cellular component: membrane; Golgi membrane.